Molecule: messenger RNA, 960 nt
Organism: Mesorhabditis belari
Lineage: Eukaryota; Metazoa; Nematoda; Chromadorea; Rhabditida; Rhabditidae
Source: the annotation of a GenBank genome assembly
AUGCUCUCCUAUUUGCUUUUGGCUUUCGUGUUAGCUGCCUCGAUUCGGGCUGAUUGCCCACCCGGAUCCCAGCAAAUCCCCAACGAGUUCAUCUGUGUUUAUGCAGUGUCUAACGGUUCAUCAUUCGAUUCCGCCUUCGUAACUUGUGAACAACGCGGCGGGUUGCCUUUCGAGAUCAAAAACGUUUUCGAGAAUGCUUACCUGAGAGCACUUAUUGACAUUUUCUUCAACGGAUCGCCAGCGUUCAUUGGUGUGCAGAAAGGAGAGGGAAAUCGAUGGGUUUACAGCGACGGAACACCAUUGAUCUACAACAAUUGGGGAAAAGGACAACCAGCUCAAUCAAAUCUCGCUUGUGCUCAACUUGACUCGGCCACAGCUGAAUGGUCAACCGUGUCUUCCAAUUCGACGAGCUGGCCAUCUAACUCUACACAGACUCCAUAUGCUAACUCGACAAACUGGCCCUCCAAUUUCACUUUGCCACCAGCCAACACCACCAAUUGGCCAUCCAAUUUCACUUUGCCACCAGCCAACACUACUAACUUCCCGUCCAACUUCACUCUGCCUCCAGCUAACUCCACAAACUGGCCUUCUAACUUCACGCUGACUCCAGUUGCUAACUCGACGAAUUUCCCCGGAAACUUCACCAACUCUCCAAGCAAUUUCACAAAUCCGAUCUUCAGCAACUCGUCAGUCACUUUCCCAGCUUACAACUACACGGCCGGUCCUUCAGCUAAUGGGACCACACCGUCGCCGUUAGUUUUGAAUGCUCGUCAAAACUCCACCGUCGUGCCAGUGGGCAACUAUACCGUGGCACCAUUCACAUUGGCUCCAAACGUGACACUUCCUCCAUUUGUCAACCCUAACUCGACCAACACUCCACCCCAAACAUCAACCACUUCAUUUGAUCUCGAGCGAUUGGUUGGAAAAGCUUUCAUGGCGGGACUGGGCUUGGUCAAUCAU